Notothenia coriiceps (black rockcod) is the source of this 3319-nucleotide messenger RNA. RefSeq lists its product as uncharacterized. NCBI's taxonomy places the organism in Eukaryota, Metazoa, Chordata, Actinopteri, Perciformes, Nototheniidae. Gene Ontology annotation, biological process: peptidyl-tyrosine dephosphorylation; negative regulation of JUN kinase activity. Gene Ontology annotation, cellular component: cytosol; cytoplasm. Bases 71 to 2689 code for a protein of 872 amino acids. Gene Ontology annotation, molecular function: protein tyrosine/threonine phosphatase activity; MAP kinase tyrosine/serine/threonine phosphatase activity; MAP kinase tyrosine phosphatase activity. The record is from RefSeq and is a predicted model, not a curated record. The transcript has 4 exons.
UGUCAUUCCGCUGUGCAUACAUGAGGAGAACACUACGGGACUGCCACGCUUGAUCUUUGCAUAAACCCAGAUGCCUCCCCUUCCUCUUGAUGAGCGCAUAGUGGUCAUCCAGCGCCCCAAAAACCUAACCCUUUGUGAGGCUUCCCCACAAACCAACCCGCAGCACUCAUCUCAAAUAUCAGCUUCCUCCAAUGGACACGCUCCUCAUCUCCACCCUUCGCAUUCCCAUUUCUAUCCACCAGCCUGCAAAUCUCUGACUCGGGAAUGCAAGCGCAGAUCCGCUCGUGUGCCCAAAUUCAAGAUCGAUCAACCGGUCGUCCCAGCAGAUGUCAGCCACAUCCCUAGUCACUGCCAUAGCAAUGGGACAGUAACUCUCGGCCCACGACUGCCCUCCCACACACAUACUAUUGAUAUCAGGGUGACAGUGGACAAAGGAGGACAGGGAGGAGGAAACAGCAACUCUUUAGAGCGCAGCGGAGGUGCAAAGGGGAGCAGAGGAAAAUGUGCCUCGUCACCGAUAGAUCAAGGACAAUGUGAGAGAAGAACUGGAACAGCAGGGAGGCCAGGUGGUGCCGAACACAAGUCACAGCAAAGUCGCCACAGUCAGCUGUCAACUUCCCCUGGAGGCAUCCUACAAUUCGUCCCAGCUCAGGCGCAGCAGCGAAGGUUCAGGAGUGAGAAGGAGAACACGAGCUUCCCUAACAGAGACCAGGAGUUUCCCUCUCUAGGUCACAAGAAGAGUUCCAAACUGGGAACUGUCCAUCAAAGCCACAGUCUGCCCUACCACCAAAACUCGGUCCCUGUGCCCCAUGCUGCCAUACUAAACUCCAACUACCCGUCACCCCCUCCCUCCCAACCCACCCAUGCCCCAGUCUCCUUUCAGCAAGUCAGCCAGCCGCACCCUUCUCGCACCAAGGACCUCCGCUCUCACCUUCUUCAUGGUCUACCCCUCUCCCCCUGCACCUCCAACGCCGGAGGCUUCCCCAGCCCUGACCAUACCUGCACAAUCGACUGCACCCGCCCAUUCAGUUGUGGCUGCUGGAGGUUGGUAAAAUGCAGAGGUUGUAAGGGACACACUGCAAGCUGCCAACGAGGGGGAGGAAGCACGUCCACCUCGUUCUCCUGUGUUCAUAAUGCUGGAGCAGUGAAGAGAGGAAGCAAAGAAAUGGGCCUGAGAAAUCUGGGGGGGUGUCUCUCCACCACCUCCACCUCCAACACCUCCUCUUCUAACAGCACUGUGUCCGACUGCCGGACAAGCCUGUUCAAACCUCUCCGCUGUGCCUCCUGCUCUGGAGAGGGCGGAAACUUCGAGAGUCCUGCUAUCCUUCGCAAAAAACUGGUAGGGGGAUGUCUGCCCUGUACCCCUCUGUCCUCUUCGGCCCCUCUCCGGGCGAUACAGAGCUGCGUCACAGGCUGCAACCCCAAAGCCUCUCAGACAGGCAGCUCCACCUGCAGCUACUGCAGCAGCGACCCCAUAGUGGUGACGUUUAACCCUCGCAGAGGCAAACCCCCGGGGAGAGCAGCUCAUCCGGCAGGUGCGUUCCAAGCCGAUGACGACGACUACAGCGUGCGUACUAUCUGGCCUGAAGAACUGGCCAAGAAGAUGACCCAUUCUAAGGCCCAGAAGAAUCACUGUGCCGGGAUGGGAGCAGAACUCGGGAAGACCUGCGCAAUCCAGGCCCAGGACGGUAGCAACGGAAAAGGCCUCGCCAUCCUGGACUGUCAAAACCUCCAGGAAUACGCGCAUUCUCAUCUUACAGACCGCGCUGGCCGACGACGUCUUCAGCAGGGGAAAAUGGCUGCUUUAGAUUUUAUGGGCCGCAGGUCAGGACCUAGUUAUGACGAAGGCCGGAACUCGCUUAAGAGGCUCCUGAAUAAAGCUGAAGAUGUAGAAGCUGAGCAAGACGGAGAUGCAGCAUAUCGACGUUCCCCCUCUCCACGCUCCGCCUCACCGCCGUCACCAGUGUCCUUUUCGCCCCCUCCGUCCGCCCCUAGCACACUCAUCAAACCGAGGCCCUGGCAGAGAGACAGGGAUGGAGGACAUUCGCUGCCCACGGCUCACUCGCUUCACCUGGCCCUCAACUCUCUGAACAGAGAGCAGGACGAGGAGAACAACAGAAUGCACCUUUCUCUACCGCUCUCGUCUUCCUUGCCUGCCUCUCUGUCCGAAGAGACCGCGAUGAGUCCCGAUGCGGAGAAUGCGGUGAUCAGUCCCAUCUUACCCUUCCUGUUUCUGGGGAACGAGAGAGACGCCCAGGACCUGGACCUGCUGCUGCGCCUCAACAUCGGCUACGUGGUCAACGUGACCACACACCUGCCGCUCUACCACGUCAAGUCUGGACUGCGCUACAAGAGGCUGCCUGCCACCGAUAACAGCAAGCAAAACCUUCGACAAUACUUUGAGGAGGUUUUCGAAUUCAUUGAGGAGGCAUAUCAGAGUGGACAGGGAGUGUUGGUCCACUGCCAGGCAGGCGUGUCCCGUUCUGCAACCAUCGCCAUCGCUUACCUUAUGAAGCACACCCUCAUGACAAUGACAGAUGCCUACAAGUACGUGCGGAGCCGUCGUCCCGUGGUGUCCCCGAAUCUCAACUUCAUGGGCCAGCUUUUGGAGUUUGAGAGGGACCUCAACUCCGGGGUGACUCCUCGCAUCCUGAUGCCUAAACUUAGCGGCGUGGAGACUCAGGUGUGAGGCAGGUCAGGAGCGUGUUCGGUACCUUCAGGUAAAGAAGACAUUAAAAUGGAAUGGAUGAGCAUCAAAAGAAAAAGAGCAGCACAUUGUAGAAGAGAGACAUGCUGAGAAAUAUUACAAUUGGGAAAUGGUGGCAAUUUGUGCACUUUUAAUACUGUGAUACAAAAGACUGGAUGCGACAUGUACGUGUUAAUUCUUAGACAUGAUCAUCAUCCAGCACGAUGUUUAUAAGAUGACGUGCCAAUAUUUUGUAUAGACCUGACAUCAGAUAUCUCACUUCUUUUUUUCUUCACCUCCUUUUUGUUCCCAUUGUUUACAUUCACAACCACACACAGAAAUGCAAUUAUUUUGUUGCCAUUAAUCUCAAAUGCAUGCAAAGCAGGUACGCAAACAAGACCAUACUUCAUGAACAUCACCACUCUGAUGUUCCCACCACAUGUAGCCAAACACAGGUCAUAACAAUGCACUUUACCUUUGAUGCGUUUGUUUCUUUUUGAACUACUGAAAUGUCACAAAUGUUUGGUUCAUAUAAUUGUGUUUUUUUAUAUUUGGAAACUGUGCAAUAGAGCGGCAUGGACCGAGCAGAAACAAGUUUAGCAUUAACCUAGGCAACUUGUAGCAAAAUGGAUA